AUGAGUCUCCCAGAAGAAUCCCUCACUUCAAGGUCCCCUGAAAUACUCAUAUCCCCAUCAAUUCACAGCUCACCCCAAAUUCUCCUCUCCAAAAAAGGCCAAACCAAACCUUGCUAUCCACCAACAUCUUUCCCCCAAGCAGAUCCCAAAACAAAAUCUCCACAUCGCAGCAUCAAUCAAACCAGCCACGUACCCCCCUCAACCCCCGGUCUCGACGUCUGGAUCUCCGGAAUAUCCAAUCGGAAAACUCUCGAGAUGCUCGGCUAUCCCUCGCCCAACUCACACAUCCCAUCCCUAACCCCCAACCCAUCAUCAUUCCCCCCCACCUCACCAAUCUCCACAAUCCCAGCAAGCAAUCCCACAACCCGACCCCAAAUCCCCGCAUCCACAGUCCUCAACUAUCUUCUCGAGACGUCCCCCAGAAAACUGCACAUCAACCUCAACGGAUCCAAACGCACCAGUCAAGUCGAAGACAAAUCCGAAGACUACGCGAUUCUCCGCUGCAUUGCUCAUUACCACGAGCCGCGCUACUGGGUUUUCGACAUUGAGGAUCUUCACUGCGCAGUAUGUUGCAAACGGAUGCGCGAUCAGCGACGGAGAGAUUACGAGAAGAGGGGGAGAUGGAGCGAGAGGGUUAAGGGAGCGUGGAGACAUCAGCAUUGUGUGAAUUCGUGGUGUCAUGGAGAGUGUACGCAUGAGCGACGGUCUCAUAACGUCCUCGCUCGUCUCGGAUUUGCUACGACCCGGAAAAUUAAAUAUAUCCAACUCGCUAGCUCAUCUGCACGCAUGGAUCCGGAUAUUCUCGCUUCCGCAAUAACGGUUUUGAAACCCUUCGUUGGGAAACUUUCCGGCUUGGAAAUUCUUCUUGUUUCGUCUUCAGAUGCGGUGGCCGGAUCGAGGUAUAUGUGGAAUGGAUCGAGACAAGAAGCGCGACGCUUCAUAUGCUGUUUUGCGGAGUUGGAGGAGUGGUUGGUGGAAGGGGCGAGGUUGGAGAUUAAGGGGUUGGGAGGUUUUGGAGAGUUGGAGGAUAUGUGGUGGGAUGUUAGGAGGAAGUGGUGGAGGAUUGGAGGGAGGGUGGGGGGUGAGAGAUAG
Molecule: messenger RNA, 1092 nt
Organism: Botrytis deweyae
Lineage: Eukaryota; Fungi; Ascomycota; Leotiomycetes; Helotiales; Sclerotiniaceae
Exons: 2
Coding region: 1-1092 (363 amino acids)
Source: RefSeq, a predicted model, not a curated record